This is a messenger RNA of Paramuricea clavata, 1443 nucleotides long. Lineage: Eukaryota; Metazoa; Cnidaria; Anthozoa; Malacalcyonacea; Plexauridae. The record is from the annotation of a GenBank genome assembly.
AUGCUACUCGUAUUGCCGAACAUUCGACCUCCCCUUUUAGAUCUUAUUGCUACAAAUAUUCCUAACAAUUUAAGUCGUAGCGGAGUUAUUAGCACGGGCCUUAGCGACCACGAGAUGGUAUAUUGUGUUCGGAAAGCGAAUUGGAAGAAAUUUCCUGCACAAACAAAACAGUUCAGGAAUUAUGCAAAAUACAAUGGUGAAUCCUUUUGUUCAGAUUUGAAUAAUGUUGACUGGGAGAGCAUAGGCAAUCCCACCGAGGACGCUAAUGUAUCGGUUAAUGAACACUGGUCAAAUUUUAAAGUAAAAUUUAUGGAUGUUGCUAAUUUGCAUGCACCACUUUUGGAAAAAUGUGUUCGUGGUAACCCAUGUCCUUGGUUAACAGGCGAAAUAAAGAGGGAAAUCCGACAACACAAUUAUCUGUUGCGCAAAGCCAAACAAUCGCAUGCAACAGAGGACUGGUUAGCUUAUAAAUCACAUCGGAAUCGAGUAACAAAAUCAAUCAAAAUUGCAAAAAGUAAAUAUAACAUAAAGGUUAUUGAGGAUUGUGGAGGUAAUCCGAAAGCAUUCUGGCAAGCGAUUAAGAAAAUUAUGCCAGGUGAAACGAAAACUGUUUUGUCAAGUUUUAAAGUCGAAGGACAGGUAAUUACAGAUUAUAAAACAAUUGCUGAGAGCUUUAAUAAAUUCUUUCUUGGAACUGUCGGUCGGCUUGUUAAAACAAUGAAUGACUCUGUUAUGUCAUUCAUUGGUCGUACGUGUAAUUCUUCUACCAUGCGUGUGCAUGGAACAGCUUCUUCUUUUGAAUUUGAAGAAAUCUCGGAACAGUUUAUAUACACCCAGUUGCAUAAGUUGAAAACGAGUAAGGCUGUUGGUUUAGAUCAGAUGCCAUCCCACCUAUUGAAGGAUUCUGCAAGUCUAAUUUCUAAACCUCUUGCUACUAUUAUGAAUUUGUCUAUUUCCCAAGGUCGUAUACCUUGUGACUGGAAAAUCGCUAGAGUGCUAUCACUGUUUAAAGGUGGAAAGAAGUGUAAUAUGGAUAAUUAUCGUCCUAUCUCUAUUCUCCCGACGGUUUCAAAGAUUUUGGAGAGGGCAAUCCAUACACAGCUGUGCCGGUUCCUUACGGCGAACAACAUUCUCAGUUCUUCUCAAUGCGGGUUUCGAAAGGGUUAUUCCACAGAACAUGCUGUCAUUGCUUUGACUGAUCAUAUUCGUCGAGGUAUGGAUCAAGGGCUGAUAACGGAAUCAGUCUUUAUAGACUUGCAAAAAGCCUUCGACACUGUGGAUCAUUACCUGCUAACCGAGAAGUUACAGGGUUAUGGAGUUAAUGGUAAAAGCUCGAUUGGUUUGUGGAUUACCUGCAAAAUCGUAAGCAAGUUGUUCAGUUUGGGAAUGCUUAUUCAGAACCCGGCACUGUGUCAUUUGGGAUACCUCAGGGCUCUAUAUUAG